Molecule: messenger RNA, 1050 nt
Organism: Aspergillus terreus NIH2624
Lineage: Eukaryota; Fungi; Ascomycota; Eurotiomycetes; Eurotiales; Aspergillaceae
Exons: 2
Coding region: 1-1050 (349 amino acids)
Biological process (GO): mitotic sister chromatid segregation; kinetochore assembly
Cellular component (GO): nucleus
Source: RefSeq, a predicted model, not a curated record
AUGUAUCAGACCCCAAUUGAGAAGAUCCAACGAUUCGCAGAACGACGCGGGAAGGUUGAAGAAGCUUAUGAUGACCAACCCAUUAGUUCGGCCGCGAUCCAAGCCUAUAACAGGAAGCUAGAUGACACCCUGAGAGAGCUCCAAGAGCAGGUCAGACGCCAAGAGGAUGAUCUGCGGACACUUCGAACGACCAAUGCGGUUGAUUUUUCUAAAAUCCACACAGACCCAUGGGCCCGUGUUUCUGAAGUACGGAGAGCCAAGAAAGCAUAUGACUCUCUUCUGAAUGCAGAAACGAACCUGCCGGACCCAUUAUCGCCCCUGCCUUCUCUCAUUGCAGCUGAAGAGACGUCGCGCCUGGUAAAAGAAAGCAAAGCUUACGUCUCGAUGACUGCUGAGAGUCUGUCCGCCAAUCGCGAGCGCUUAAAGGUCGAAGAGGCGAACCUGCGCGACGCCCAAGCCAUCCGCGAUGGGCUACAGAAGCGGAUACAAAAGGUCCGCAUCGAGCAAUCAUCCAAAGUCGAAAAGACGCCGUCACAACUGGCACGUGAUUUUGUCGACGAACAGGAGGAGAAGAGAGAGGAACUCGACAGGGCCACAGAGGAUCUAAAGAAAACCCUGCAUGCGUUCGUUGAUAGGACGCUGGCCUCCAUGCUCGCCGCAGAGGACUCAGGAGGCCCUACGGUUGGAGAUGCAGACGAGAUUUCCGACGCUGUACUCGAGCGCGGAUAUACGAGCCAUGGGAAACCAAAGAAGCCCAAGUCCGGUGAGACGAACAUCGAUAGCACCCAACUUCGUAUUGACGAACUUGUUCCACGCCAAUCAGCCCCCGGGGGUAGUCAGGCGGUGAAUCGGAACAACAAGAGAGAGACUGCUGCUGCGGAAAUGCAUGACCUACUGGAUGCACUGUUAGAAGCCGGGUCGUCCUAUAUCGAUCUCCCUCGCGAAUCUGCAUCCUCAAGGUUUUUGGUGAGAGCGAAGGUUGCGCAGUUCCAUCCCCAUAACGCGAAACGGCUUAGAUUGAUCGACUUUGGGCGUUCGUUGGAUGACUGA